CGUACGGCCAGCAUCAGACGGUCAGCGAGACAUCGCCAGACUGCCAUCCCAGCCAGAGCAAGUUCGUGGCGGGUGUGUCUAGCCUGCUGUCAACUGUGUGUUGCAUUGCCCUCGACGUCGAACACGGGCCUUUGGAUGAUUGUCAUUUUGCCAUCGCCGUUAUUACCACCUAGACCCGUAUACCACCCCCACCCACUUGUAUACACGCCGGUAGACGCAUCGUCCUGCACGUAGCUAUCGCGCUCCUCGACAUCUAAACUCGACCUGUUCCCAAUGGCGUCCCCGGCCACUGUUCCGUUUACUUCCGUCGACACCACCACGCGACAGCUGACCAAGGACGAGGUUGAGUCGCCGAGCAUCUCCAGCGCAAAUGCGCUUGCCCGCUACGAGUACGAAGCGGGCCAUGCAAAUGCCACCACGGGCACCAAGAUCCUGAUGGUCGAGUGGGAGGACGACGACACAACGCGGGGAGUGCGGGGAGACUGGCACAUCUCAUGGGACGGCAGCACACGGGUCCUGCCCGCCAACGACCAGUCGGCCAACGACGUGCAUCGCAUGUACUUUUUGCUACCCCCAGGCGUCGCGGUACCUACCAGCGUUACACUCACGCUACGACCGCAAGACGGUACCAGGGCUCCUGUUGUCUGGCAUACAAAUCCCCUUCCGGCAUUGUUCCCGCCAGAGCUAGGGGCAUCGGCACGGGCAGCGGGCAAGAAGGGUGUCCUGCACACCAUUUGGGCAAAGAAAAGGCUGCAGGUACUACAGAAGGAGAUUGAAGCAGAGUCACGUACCAACGUCGAGGGUGUCGGCUUACUCAUGGCCGUGCAAGAGAAGGAAUGGAUUGAGUCGACAUUCGGAGUCAAUGCCAAACCCGCAGGCCUAAGUAUCUCACUUGGCGAGCCCGUGCUGGCACCGAUGAAGGCACCCUCUAGCCCACGGUCUCCUGGCGGGGGCCGCCUCAUGGACAAGCUGGCAGGACUGCGACUAGGCACGAGUGAAAAGGACCUCUCACCCAGCAACAGUAUGCAGGGCUUCUCCAACCCCCUAUCGCCCGAAUCUUCAGACAUUGCUAUUAGUUCUUUUGCAGUCUUCAAGGGCGCAAAUCCAGCUAGCCUUGCGGCAAAGCCUCCGCAACCACCCCAGGUUCAGCCAAUAGAUCCACCUCGGAGAAUCGCAGCACAGGCACCUCCACAGUUUAUCACAGAACAGCAGAGCGCUGGCAUGGGCUCGUUAAAUGCCUUGUCUGGCCCAGCGCCCAUUUUCCAAUCUCGAGGCCCACUGGGGUCUGCAGACGACGACGACAAGGAUGAUGGACUCUUCGCGCUGCCUAUCAGCCCACGGAGCCCGGAAGUAGGCAAGAGUCCCUUCUCGUUUUCAGCCAGUGAUACGGCACCUUUUUUGAAAGAAGAAAGUGCUGCGUAAGCACAUGGAUAGAUUCUACUGUUGUGCCGGAGUCUUGGGAUCUGGAAUUCUGUCUUGAAUGGAGAGGCACCCGUAGCCCUCUUGUUUGGCGUGAUACCUUGGCGGCCUUGUUGGCUAUUUUGUAAGAUCCUAGAUAGGUGAAUACACGAUGAAUAAAAUCCAAAGUUGCAGCCGCGUUGCUCUCUUGCUAUUGGCUGCCC
Molecule: messenger RNA, 1622 nt
Organism: Bipolaris sorokiniana ND90Pr
Lineage: Eukaryota; Fungi; Ascomycota; Dothideomycetes; Pleosporales; Pleosporaceae
Exons: 1
Coding region: 274-1422 (382 amino acids)
Source: RefSeq, a predicted model, not a curated record